ACGCGUAAUAAUGACGUAUCAAAUCGCCUCUUAUCUGUCAAUUGAGCAAGUUUUUUCCAUAAAUAUGUGAAAUAUCGUCUCAAAAUGGCAUUUCGUGAUAAAACUUGCGUGUUCCGCCAAUUUAAAAUGUAGUUAUAGAAUCCGGUGGAAUUUAACACAGUACAGCUAACACUGAUCGACUGCAAACCAGAAACAUGUCUUUCUUGGUGGACUCAGUCAUCAUGUUCACCUCGCAGGUGCUGUUCUUUGGAUUUGGUUGGCUGUUCUUCAUGCGGCAAUUGUUCAAAGACUAUGAGGUGCGACAGUAUGUGGUCCAGGUGGUCUUCUCUGUAACUUUUGCUUUUUCAUGUACCAUGUUUGAGCUCAUCAUCUUUGAGAUCCUGGGGGCCUUAAGCAGUAGUUCCCGGUAUUUUCAUUGGAAGCUCAACCUUUAUGUGAUACUGCUUGUGCUGAUUUUUGUUGUGCCUUUCUAUAUUGGUUACUUUGUUGUGAGCAACAUACGACUGUUGCACAGACAGCGGCUACUAUUUGCCUGUAUGGUCUGGUUCACCUUUAUGUAUUUCUUCUGGAAAUUGGGGGACCCUUUUCCAAUUCUCAGUCCAAAGCAUGGAAUCCUGUCCAUUGAGCAGCUUAUUAGUCGUGUUGGAGUAAUAGGAGUCACACUCAUGGCCUUACUGUCUGGCUUUGGUGCUGUGAACUGUCCCUACACAUACAUGUCGUAUUUUCUCAGGAAUGUAACAGAAAGUGACAUACUUGCUCUGGAGAGGCGGUUGCUGCAAACAAUGGACAUGAUUGUCAGCAAAAAGAAAAGAAUUGCUAUGACACGGAGGCAGAUUUACCAGCGUGGGGAAGACCAAAACAAGCAGACUGGAUUCUGGGGCAUGAUCAAGAGUGUGACCUCUACACAAACGGGGAGUGAAAACCUUUCUUUAAUUCAGCAGGAAGUUGAUGCUUUAGAGGAGCUAAGUCGGCAGCUUUUCCUUGAGACUGUAGACUUACAAGCCACCAAGGAAAGAAUUGAGUACUCCAAAACAUUCCAGGGGAAAUAUUUCAACUUUCUUGGGUACUUCUUCUCCAUUUAUUGCGUUUGGAAAAUCUUUAUGGCAACAAUAAACAUUGUAUUUGACCGAGUCGGAAAGACAGAUCCAGUAACCAGAGGCAUUGAAAUCACAGUGAACUAUCUGGGAAUCCAGUUCGAUGUAAAAUUUUGGUCUCAACACAUUUCUUUUAUCUUGGUUGGCAUCAUAAUUGUAACAUCUAUUCGAGGCUUACUCAUCACUCUUACAAAGUUCUUCUAUGCUAUAUCCAGCAGCAAGUCUUCUAAUGUAAUAGUGCUUGUUUUGGCUCAGAUAAUGGGGAUGUACUUUGUUUCUUCUGUUCUUCUAAUGCGUAUGAGUAUGCCACUGGAAUACCGUUCCAUUGUGACAGAGGUGCUAGGAGAGCUGCAGUUCAACUUUUACCAUCGCUGGUUUGAUGUCAUCUUCCUUGUCAGUGCUCUGUCCAGCAUCCUCUUCCUGUAUCUGGCCCAUAAACAGGCACCAGAGAAACACAUGGCUCUAUGAGCCGGAACUGAUCACAUGAUCAAAAUCAGAACUCUGGAGCUUGAACAUAGCCCCUUUUCCAGCUGAGAGAUGGAAGAUUACACUGGACUUUUUGGGGACGGGACACCUUAAAAUUCUCUUGCAAAUACUUGACGAUUGUUGACAAUUAAAUUCUACUGACAAAAA
Messenger RNA from Boleophthalmus pectinirostris (great blue-spotted mudskipper), 1727 nucleotides. It is a transcript of the gene gphra, whose product is annotated as Golgi pH regulator. Gene Ontology annotation, cellular component: Golgi cisterna membrane. NCBI's taxonomy places the organism in Eukaryota, Metazoa, Chordata, Actinopteri, Gobiiformes, Gobiidae. Gene Ontology annotation, biological process: intracellular pH reduction. Bases 195 to 1562 code for a protein of 455 amino acids. The transcript has 14 exons. The record is from RefSeq and is a predicted model, not a curated record. Gene Ontology annotation, molecular function: voltage-gated monoatomic anion channel activity.